GGCCGCUGCUUGUGGAGCGGCACCGCGACCGCGCCCGCGCGGCUGGAGCAGCGGCUGGCGGGAAUCACAACCUGGUGAGGGAGCUCUUCUCGAGGCUCGCGGGCAAGGCGAGCACGCUCUGUCUGGCCGUGCACGCCCUCGCCGCCAAGGCGAGCAUCGCCAGCAGAGCGGUCCUGCGAGCGCUGCGCGGCUCCGCGAGCGCCGCGUCGCAGGACGGCGCGCCCGGCGCGUGGCUGGCCGUUGCGGCUGCCGUCGGGGAUGCCCAGGAGGCGAGCGCCGAGGUGGACGCCCAGGCGGGCCGGCAGGUGUCCCAGGGCGUCGGGCUGCUGGUGGCGCUGCUGCUCCUCGUGGCCUGCUGGGUCGCCGAGCUGCUGCUCACGCAGCGGCCCGAUGCCCCAGAGAGGCGAGCCUCCUCGCCUUUGUACAUCGACUCUCUGGGCUUUGUCCGGUUCCUCUUCGCGUGGCACUUGGUCUUCGACAAUUUCUACCAGACGGAGUCCGAGACCUCUGCCGACUGUGGGGCCUGGGCGUUGCUCGCGCGGUGGGGCAACACGGCCGUGCCGUUCUUCUUCCUCAGCAGCGGCUUCGUCAACACGUACGAGAAGUUGAUCGCCGACCCCUCGAGCACGAAGACGCAGAGCACGUUCGCCCGGAAGACCACCAUUCAAGAGGAUGCGUUUUUUGGCAUGCUCAGGAGUGUAUCCCGAUGGUGGCCAUUAUACGCGCUCGCUCUGUCGCUGUGUGCUCUACAAAUGUACAACUACGACGCAGAGGAGUGGACCCACUACGUGGCUGGCUUGCUGCUCAUCAGUGGACUCAUCUGGACCCCUCACAGCUCAAGCGGCAUCGGUGUCGCCACGGCCACCGGCUGGCCCUACCUGUUCCAGGACCAGUACUUGUGCUUCAUGAUGGUAUACCUGCUGACGCUGCCAUUCGGGAUCGAGGUGCUCAACGAGUGCUCGGACCAGCACCUCUGGUUCCUGAUGGGAAUGUGCGUCUGGGUCACGGUGCCCACCACUCUGAUGGAGUGGUAUUUCCUCUCUGAAGGCUUCGCGCCGUUCAACCUCAUGCAGAUGUUCCCAGCCUUCGUGUUUGGGCAGAGCCUCGCCUGCUGGUUCGUGCGCAACUGCCUGACCUACACGAGGGCCAUGACCUACGAGCCCCGGCCCCUGCAGGACUUACACUGGUGCACCCGCUUCGGAGUGACGCUAGGCUUCGUCGUUCUCAGCGUCAUGUUCUUCAGUUUCUCGCCGUACGACAAGCUGCCUCUGCUCGAGAAGGACACAUUCAUUCCGUUGUUCAAGGGCGGUCUGCUGCCUCUGCUGGGCAUGCUCAUGGUGGGCCUCGCCGCGGGCUGCGACCCGCUUGCCAAGCUGUUCGCGCGGAGGCCGUUCAGGUGGGGCAGCAGGGUCACGAUGGCCACAUUCCUGUUCCAGGUACCAGCCAUCCACGCUUAUCAGGAGGUGAUGGGGUACCCGGACGACUUCAGCUGGGGCGCGUGCGCGUGGUUGCUGACGGUGACGGUCUCCGUGCACUACCUCCUGGAGCGCCCAUACCGCAAGGCGUUGGGUUUUCGCGAGAAGUGA
This is a messenger RNA of Prorocentrum cordatum, 1586 nucleotides long. The record is from the annotation of a GenBank genome assembly. Lineage: Eukaryota; Dinophyceae; Prorocentrales; Prorocentraceae.